CCGGAGGCCCUGUCGAGAAUGGCGAUACGUUGGGAUGUUCUGCUGGUGUUGGCGUUGCGCAGUGUUCAAGGUGCUCCACUUCCGGAAACAGGUGCAGGGGAAGCAGAUGUUGGUGAAUUCUCCUCGUCACUUCUGAUACUUUGCGUGUGUAGCUUAGUCGCCCUGAUCAUCGUGGUUGUGAAUUGCGUAUCCUGCUGUAAAGACCCAGAAAUAAAUUUCAAGGAAUUUGAAGAUGAUAACUUUGAAGAUGAAAAUGACUUCAUACCCCCUGCAGAAGACACUCCUUCACCUCAUGCACCUGCUGAAGUAUAUACACUGGCUGUUCCAAAUGUUGCAUUGCCUGCUCCAACGCAACUGCAGUCAGUCAAAAUGCAAGCACCAAUUUCACGUCAGCAUCUUAGUUAUAUCCAGGAAAUUGGACACGGAUCAUUUGGCAAGGUUCUUCUCGGGGAGAUCUACAAGGAUUCCAAUCUAGUAAGGGUGAUUAUAAAAGAACUGAAGGUUAAUGCAAGUGCAAAGGAACAACAACACUUUCUUAAAAAUGGAGAACCGUAUAGAAUUUUGCAGCAUCCAAAUGUUCUCCACUGCCUGGGACAGUGUGUUGACACGGUCCCUUACCUGUUGGUCUUUGAGUUCUGUCAGCUGGGCGACAUCAAAGGCUAUCUGCGGAGUCAGCAACAAGACCCAAGCCAUGGGGGUUCAGAGCUGCUACAGCUACAGAGGAUGGCAUGCGAGAUAGCUGCUGGGCUUGCUCACCUACACAAGCACAACUUUGUACACAGUGACUUAGCACUACGAAGCUGUUUCCUCACGGCAGACUUGACUGUAAAAGUCGGUGACUAUGGAAUAGGGCUCAGCAGAUACAGGGAGGAUUAUGUUGGAAGCGAUGAUGGGCAGUAUAUCCCUCUGCGCUGGAUUGCACCUGAGCUUGUAGGUGAUGUCUAUGGGAGUAUGGUAAUAGCAGAACAGACGAAACAGAGUAAUAUUUGGUCAUUGGGUGUCGUAUUGUGGGAGUUGUUUGAGAAUGCCUGCCAACCUUACGGUCAGCUGUCUGACAAAGAGGUGCUAAUCUAUGUUAUACAGGAACAGCAAAUUAAACUCUCUAAACCACAGCUGGAGUUGAUUCAUUCUGACAGAUGGUAUGAAGUUCUGCAGUUCUGUUGGCUAACUCCAGAAAAGAGACCAACAUCAGAAGAGAUUCAUAGGCUGCUCACCUAUCUUCGAAUGCAGAGCCAGAAGGAAUGUGAGGAUGACUUUGAAAUAAGGUGGAAUGCACUGAAGCCCAACACUAGCAGCCGGCAAGCUAUGACUUGCAAUUCGUCCUUUCCAAUCCUGGAACAUUUUGUAGCUGAUAGACUAAACCAGGAGAUGGAUGAUAUCCUCACAGUUACUGAAACGAGUAAAGGACUAAGCUUUGAGUAUGUGUGGGAGACUGCAAAACAUGACCAUUUUGAAGACCACAGGCAUGGAAAUGAAGGAGCUAAAGUAAAUUACCAGAGCAUCUUCUUUCCUGCAGUUGCUUUUGAGAAAAAUGGGUUCUCAGUUCAAAGUAAUUCAGAUGAAGCACUCACCAGAGCACGGGAUGAUGGAAGCCAGCUAGUUUCAUCUCCACUUAUACCAGGGAUUGUCCCUAUUCUUGAUGUCCAAAAUCCUUCAGUUGGAGGUGAAUACUAUAUACAAUUGGAGGAACAAGGUGAAAGUAAACUUGAUGAUGAUGAUGAAACUUUAGACCGUCCAAAUCAGAGAGACCAACAAGUUCCUCUGACUAAGGAUUCACAACUCUUGAAUCUUAGGGACAUGGAUGAUGAAUCGAGUACAGAUAUAGAUUUUUUCCCACACUACAAUACUGGCUUCCCAAAUUCUGAUAUAAAUGAAGGUUUGUUUGGUUCAUAUGCUUCUAGUAAUGCUGAAAGUCCUUGUCACACAAAUAUAUUUUGUGACAGUAGAAUGGAAGACAUAGGUUUAAAUGGAGUCUGUUUGAAGCCUGAUCAGAUCAUACUGCGUGAUCUACCUGAACAUAAUGAUCCUAAAGGAAAAAAUACAACUGUUCUAGUUUCGGGCAAAGAAACUCCCAUGGAGUCCUUAAUCCAAUCGACAUCUUUUGAAUUGAUCCCUGAUCACUUUUUAGAAGAUGAAACAAACCUGGUUUACAUGGAGAACUUUAUUGAUCAUGGUAAUAUGGGAUUACUACAUGCAGAAAAGCUGUCUUCUAAUUUCCGUUUCCUGAAAGAAAAUAAACUUUUACUGGAUUCUUCACCCUUAGGUGAGACUGGCAGUGACUUGAGGGUAGAACAUUUAGGAAAUAAAUCCAACACUUUAAUGGACAUUGGCAUUCCUUCUGUUAUGCCACAAGUCACUGCUGACCAGACGUUAACCAGUGAUCUAGAGCAUGGCGGUGGCAGGUCUGUACAGCCUUUGUUAGAAAAAGUACCGUUGCCUUCCAUUUUUAUAAGUGAGGGUAAAGAACAGAUUAGUCAGAAGUUAGAUAAAGAAUGUAUAAUGUAUGAUACCUCAGGGUCAGAAUGUGACACUACUGAUGGCUUCAUCCACAAAUGCGAUGAUGUCACUUUGCCUCAUGUUCGCUGCCAAGAACCUGCUCGGUGCAGUGAAAGUGCCGCUGCUAAUGUGUGCAAUACCGCCAAAGUGCAAAGCCUUCCAGAAGAUCUCAUUUGUGGGAUGACAAAGGAAAGCGGAGCUGAAGCUACCGCAACCAAAUCAGCAACGCAGAAGGUAGCUACUGAAAUAAGCACCUCAAAUGUUAAUGCUCCUGGUUUGAGUAAAGUUCUGUGUACAGUUGGCACAAAUGAAAAUACAUUAAGUAAACUGGUUCAAAAUACUAAUGAAAUAUCAGCUACUCCUUCACUGUUUGAGCAAACACUAGCAAAUAUUGGUGUAUCUGAAAUCUUGAGUGGUUCUAAAGGUCCUGAAUUAUUAGUCCCCAUGUCUUCAGGUCACUUAUCUGUAGAAAUACCAGAAAAGAUUGCAUCUAAACCCUCCACUGGUCUUACAAAUGUAGAUUCAUUGGCUCUCAUGUCCUCUUCCGAUUUAGUGAAUCAAACUAGUCCUGUAGAAAGUAGUAUGUCUUUGAUGCAACUCAAUUCAGAACAGUCCAUGGAAACACCAGAUUCUUUAGACUCCCUGGAGAUACAUGGAGUGUUGGGGGCUUUAGAAACACAAAGUACAGUUUCUGAAAAACUAAAGCCACCUCUUAGGCAACCUGACAGUGGCUAUGAAACCGAAAAUCUAGAAUCUCCUGAAUGGACUUCUCAGUGCUCAAAUCCAACUGCUGUUCCAACAUCAUCCACCCUCAGUGUCCCUGAUGACCAAUUCCCAAACACUUCGCCUACUGAUCAGCUCAUUACAGUUUCGAAAGAAGAUGGACAAGUAGGAGUAGAAGCCAUUGCCGGGGAGGUGGCCUCGAAUGCAUUAGUUAAUGGUCACCAGAAUUCUCAUCGAGACUCUGCUUAUUUCUCUGAUAAUGAUUCUGAACUAGAUAAAAGAAUGGAUAGUGAGAAUGCUGAUAAGCUUAAUAAGGAAACCAACCUUCCAUGUGCUGUCAGUUAUAAGAUUAAUCAGUUCACCUCUGAUCAAAGUCAUGAUAAUGUUUUGAACAGUUUGGAUUUUGAUGAACAAUCAAGCCAAGCACUAGAAGAGAACUUAAAAAGGAAUAAUGGAUCACAAGUGCAUCCUGCACAUCACAAAGGAGAAUUUCCAACUAAUGUUCAUACUGGAGAUUAUUUAACUAAGCAGGAAAUAUGUGAUGAAAGUCUGGAUGAUUUGGAUGAGGUUAACAGUAGUGCAUCAGGAUCCGUGCCGGGAGGCCUGUUUGACUUCAAAGCCGUUGGUUCUCUGCUUUCUGAACAUACGAAGGAGGAUUUGGAAAUAAUUGUUGAAAAGGACAUUAAGAAACUUUGUCUUAUAGUAAUGAAGGAAAGGCUGAAGGAACCUGAUAUUGAAGGACGGUAUCUUGGCAGGUUAGAUGAAUCUGAAUGUUUCAACCCAUCAGAGGAACAAGAUGGAAUAGAUGCAGAUGAAGAAGAUGAAAACAGUGACGAUUCAGAGGAUGACUACAGAAGUUUCUCUAUUAAUAGUCCCAGUUCAGAGAGUGAAGAUGAUGCAGCACAUCCUGUACCGAUUGUGGUGACUGAAAAUGAUGAUGGAAGGUCCCUGAAAAGUUUACUCAAAAUCACUGCAUCCAAGCCUGGUGGUUCUCUAAAGGCGGUUGAGAAAAACACAAGAUUAAAGAAGAUGGUCUCUUUCUUUGAUGAUGUAACUGUUUUCCUGUUUGAUCAGGAGACUCCAACCAAAGAAUUAGGAGAGCAUUCAGCAGGUGAAAAUAGUCAGGUUUCUGACUCUGGCAGUCCUAUCGCAACAUCUGGUUUCCAUUAUUCCAGUAGAUUCUCAAACUCCGAGAGUUCCACUGAUGAAGACGGUUGUGGUUUUGAAUGGGAAGACGACUUCUCGAUGUCCUCUCAUGAGUCAUCAUUUAUCACGCAAACAGCAGGUCAUUUCGCUGCCUCAAAAUCCACUCCUCCCCCCUCAUCAAGGUAUUUUUCACCUCCACCGGCUUUGAGAACCUCCGAGCAAAAGUGGACAGACACAUCGUCCUAUUCUCGGUUUUCUAUUUCUCCUUCGAGCAUUGCGAGCUUCUCCCUUACUCAUCUCACAGAUUCAGAUAUUGAGCAAGGAGGAAGCAGUGAAGAUGGAGACAAGGACUAAAACCAGAUUCUCUAGGGGGUGGUACUUAACUUUAUGUAAAAAAUAACAAAUCAUGUGAUAUUUUAAAUCCUUAUCAAAAAGGAUCUACCUACAUUUGCAAAGCAAGGUCAUUGUAAAUUCACAAAGGAGUAUUAAAUGUUAGAACUGUAAUAUUAAAUGUAAUAUACAUCUUAAAUUCUAUCACUAUUGAACAACUAUUAGUCUCUGACGAAGGUGGGUAUAAAAUGGCUUUAAAACAUGAACCAGCCUGUGUACACAAGACUUUCCAGUCCCCUUUAGAAUCCAUUACCUAUAACUUCAGUUUGACAGAACAUAGGAUUGUUAAUUGAUUGCUAUUUUUUCUUUAAAAUAUUGUUAAUGAAGAUUAAAACAAAUUGAUAGUUUUAUCUGCAAUUUUCUGUAUAACGUGACAUAGUUAAAUAGGAAAUGUUUGCUUUUGGAGGAGAAAUAAAAUGUCCCAAAACUGAUAAGUUAAAUUCCAUGUUGCAAAGCUUCCUACAAAAUAUUUAGAUUUGAAAGGAUGUUGAUUGUUCCAGAAUCGACAGUUUGCUAUUUAUGUAGAAUCGUCGAGUGAUUUUUUAAAAUGUAUUCUGGUUUAGUGUAACUUACUUUAAAUGAUCAUGCACAAAUAUCACUGGUCAAAGUGAGUAGGAACAUGAAUUGGGAUGCCUAUAACAUGCUUUUUAAGAUGGCUUGUCAUUUUCAAAUGCAUAUGUUUAGAUUAUUCCAAUUGCCUUUCAAUAACCCAUCUGCUGCUCUGUAGGUAGGAAUGGGGUACAGAAUAUGUGUACAGCAAUAACGAACUGGAAAAGGCUGUAGUCAACCUGCCCUGAUUGAAGAAAUCUGAAUCAAUGCAAGAUGUUCAUGUUAAAACACUAGAGAUGGCACAAAUAGGUGUAAAACAAACACUACAGUUGAGAGAGAUGUUUGGUUCUUAAAAAAAAACUUGUUUGGGGAUAUUGAUUUACAUUAUAGUGACACCCAAUAUAACAGUGUUAGCUAUAUUGUAACUAACAUUGAUAUAUUUACAGUGUUCAAAUACCUAGUUCCAAAAUUGCCAGUGCUCCCCUUGUUCUGAGACCCAUUUGAGUGGUGAGUUCUCAAAGGUAGCGAGUGCAUCUACAAAUAGUGAAUACAUCUGAAAUAAAUAUUUUUGUGCAGUGACAACACUUUGGUGAGUACCAAAAUAGUAAUGCAAGGAUGACAUAUUGAGUGUUUCACUUGACAAUCGUUGUUUUAAAUAUGAUGGUGACUUCAAGUGAUUCUCUGCAUUGUGAGCAGCAGUGAUCUAUGUAUAUGUGAUCUGAACCCUGAACCUUAAAUCAUGAAUAGAUAUAUUUGUAAUGUGAGGGUACAAAGCAGGAGACUGGCUGAGAUCAAUUAACUCAUAAAUCAAGGUUUCUCCUCUGUUCUUUUAUCUGCAUGACUCCUCGAUUGAGCAUCACUUAAUACUGUUUCUGAAUGUAUCUUUUAUUUUAAGGGAAAAGUAGAAUGAAUUGGGCUCUGAGUGUGGGAUUACCACAAUCAAAUCUAAAAAGAUGGGUUAUUGCAAAUAAUUGCAAUGUCUUUAAAGCUUGCUUCUUGUUCUAAUAACUGUUACCCCCCACAUAAUGGUAGCCAAUCUAUUUCAGUAAAUGGUGGGGAUGAAUGUCUAUUUUGGAUAUUUAUGGACCCUGUCCUGGCUUUGUGGACAGAGGAAGUGGCAACAGAUGAAGUGAUAAACCUCAAGAGUCCUAUUUCUCCUGUAGAAAAGGGGCCUGUUCAGUUGUUAAUUAUUUUAUAUUACUGGCAAGGACAGUUUAACAGUAAGAAAUUUAAUUUUUCUAAUUGUUUAAAACAAUUUAGUGCAAUUGUUAUGAUUUGUAACUCGCACCAAUACAACAGUUUACAUAUUAAGGAAACCAGCCAUGCUUUUGUACUUGUAAGUAGCUAAAUAACGCAGGCCUGUUUCUCUUGCCCUACCUAGUGAUUUGAAGAUGAUGGGAUUUCUUUUGUCACAUGACAGGAAGAGUACAGCAGCUUUGUGGUCCAUUCAAUUAUAUAUCAGAAAGGACAACUGAUACAGGAAGCAUUUUGCUAGUUCGGUAUAGCACUGAAUGCAGCAUUCAUGCGCUUAUAAUUGAACAUAUUGGGGAUAUUGUUUAAAGCUGCCUUGGUUACAUCACUGACUCUCCUUUUUCCUAGAAUAGAAAUGUUGCUUGUUGGGAUCAAACAGUCCAUUGCAAUGUUGAGGUACUAGCUAAAUGUUAACAUUAGAAUCUGUUUUUCCCCGGUAUUGGUAGAUGGUCUGUGCACAAUAAGGAAACACUUUUUUUCACGAAGCUGUGAUUUCUAUAAACAAGCAAAUCAAUAUUUCAAUUUAUAACCUAUGUUCACUAUCAAAUGUAUAAACACCUUGGAUAGGCACUACAAAAUCCCUUGUUUUGAUUUGUCCCAGAUUAAACUAAAAUAGUUUGUUAUACAGGGACACAGAACUUUGAUAACUUUGCUUUUAUCAAAAGUCCAGCUGAUCUCUCUGCAACAUUCUUAGCUUUGUUUGUCAGUGUAGUCCAGUGUAUUUUUCUCAUGGCAGGAAUUGUUUUUACUUAGCCCAGUGCAUUUUUUUAAAUAUAUGUGCCAGUCCAGCAAUUUGUUAUUUUCCUGAGAUGUUUAGGGAAGAAACAACAUUGAACGUAUGGCAGUUGUUUUAGAUUCCCCUGCAUGCUACAGUAGGCUGAAGAAGGGGGUAAUUGUUAUUUUCCUUGCUUCAUAUUUUUGUAUCUAUACACUUUGCAUGUAUGCAACAGAUCAAUACUGUAUUACACACCAUCACUUUUAGUCUCAGCCUGACUUUGGAGUCUGUUGUUUUUUCUAGUUGACUCAUUGGGGUUUACAGAACAGUAGAGCUGUUGGGGUGAUCUGUUUUAAACAAAUUUCUCCCCCACUCCACCAUCCACAGCACUGAGCAUUCUUAAACUAGCAUGUCUGCAGUUAUGCUAAAUCUAAAACAGUACAAAUGCAUACUUUAAUAUGCAUAUGACUACAGAAAUUAAAAUUAUUUUCAGAGUUGUAAUAUGGGUCUAAUUUGUGAGUUUUGCUAACCACUGUACAGGGGGAAUUCCAUGUGCCCCUGAUUAGUAAUUAACUAAUUAUUCUAUUUUUCAUGUAUUCAUUCAUUAAGAGCACCGGUUAGCUCAACCUGCAACUUAGACCACUGUCAGCUUCAUUUGUAAAAGUGAGCCAUAGAAACGUGCCUCGAUGAUCAAACAGUGCAUGCUCCAAAAAUAUUUUCUUUAUGUUGGAAUUUGUAGGAAUUCAUGCUUAAAUUGAAGUUUAUUUGUAAAUAUUGUUAAGAUCUUUUUCAUUAAAAAAAGUAUCCUUUUGUCUUCAUUAGCUUGUUCUAAAUUAUUUCAAAUGUACUUUAAAUCAUUGAUGAAAAUACCAGAUUGUUUUGUUCAAUGCAUUGCUUUAUCUUGCACAUUUGGGAAGUGUAACUUAAUGUUUAAUGGUACUGGAUGUAUAUAAAUGUCUGUAAAUGGGAAAUGAUGUAACAGUCAUAAGUACAAGGUUUCCUUUUGUAAUUUAAUACAAAUAUUAUGAAAUUGACUACGUAUCACAGUUAAAGAAAUCAGGUCACUGUCCACAAGAUGUGUACAUUUUUGAUAUGUAAUAUUUGUACUUUGAUUUCCAUGCAUAGUGUAAUUCAAUGAACUGUUUGUAAUUUAAAUGCACUAUGGAUAUUUAAUAUUGAAUAAAGUCAAAAGGAUUAAUUUACAUACA
Messenger RNA from Callorhinchus milii (elephant shark), 8478 nucleotides. It is a transcript of the gene lmtk2, whose product is annotated as lemur tyrosine kinase 2. NCBI's taxonomy places the organism in Eukaryota, Metazoa, Chordata, Chondrichthyes, Chimaeriformes, Callorhinchidae. Gene Ontology annotation, molecular function: protein kinase activity; ATP binding. Gene Ontology annotation, biological process: protein phosphorylation. The record is from RefSeq and is a predicted model, not a curated record.